Vollenhovia emeryi is the source of this 1432-nucleotide messenger RNA. RefSeq lists its product as uncharacterized. The coding region runs from base 198 to 917 and encodes 239 amino acids. The record is from RefSeq and is a predicted model, not a curated record. NCBI's taxonomy places the organism in Eukaryota, Metazoa, Arthropoda, Insecta, Hymenoptera, Formicidae. The transcript is spliced from 6 exons.
ACGUCCACAUCUUUCUCAAGUCCGUAAUUUGUUCGUGCCGUUUAGUUCAACGGAAAGUCGGACGGAGGUCUUACCGACGUAAAUCAUCCUGCAACGAGUUUUGCGUAAACGGAAUACAUUUGUGUUAGGCCUUGGGAACGUAGGUUCAUAUAAGUAGUUGCAGAUAAUACGAAAUAUACAAUUCUAAGUACAGAAAAAUGAACCUGGUAACGUUCGGGCUCAUCUUGAUCUGCUGCAACGCAUGGGCAGCGAAGAUAAAACCUAAAGACUUAGCAUAUGCGGAUAUCAAGCUAGAUGAGUUUCUCAAGAAGUUAAGAACUAUAUUAAAGACCGGAGACGAGGCACUCGGAAUUCCGGUUCUCGAUCCAUACCACGGGGACCUCCCACAGCUCAAGCUAACCGAGGGCACAAUAACAUUGGAUGCGAACUUGACGAAUAUGAAUGCAUACGGUUUGUCCGCGUUUGAGAUUAUCAACGGUGUCGCCACGUUAUUCCCGCCUACUUUAAGUCUUCAUCUUUCUUGGCCAUUGGUAUCCCUAGAUACCGAUUAUUCUUUGAAUGCUAAAUUCGACACCUUUAAUAUUUACGGCAAGGGUACAGUAAGAAUGUCCGCGAGAGGUUUCGGUUUUGAUACGAACUUAAAUAUGACAUUGGAAGGCGGGAUAUUCGACGGACACGUGCAAAUAGAGGACAUGAUAUUGAAACUUUCUUUAUCAUCGCUAGAUUUGAAAGUGACAGGUCUUUUUAACGACGAUAACUUGUCCGCAAUACUGAGUGCUGUGAUUUCCGAUAUGGCACCUGAGAUGGUCACAGAUGAUACGUUGGUACAGGAGAUCAUUAAUUUUGGGAAAAAGAAUCUUAACGCUUUCUUAUGCACUAAGACAGUUUCUGAAUUACUGAAAUUGCUAAAUCCAUAGUCGAGCACUGAAGCUUUUCGCCAUAUUAACGUCGUUAUUAUCUAAUCGGUCGUUUGUACGGUUACGAUCAAACCGACGAAACGAUAUAGAUUGACUAAAAAUAUAAAUAGGCUAUUAAAGGUUAGGGCGAAAUAAAUAUGUUCCGGCGAGAACAUACUUAUGUCAUUAAUCUAUCAAAAUGAGCGCGAGUUUUACUAAACAAAUUAGUUAAAAUUCGUUCUCCGAAACGACCUUUUAUCUAUCUGGAAUGCUUUAAUGUUGGUGUAUUAAGAUAUUAAAUAUUUCAUAUGUACAAUAUACAUAUUUCUGCGACAAAUAGUAUAUUGAUUUAUCCUGAUCUGUUCUAGCUUAUUUAUUUUAAAGAAAUGAGUAAAGCAGACUGUUGUACAGCAGAAUGUUGUAUCUUUUUAACAUUUAUGUAUAUAUACAUUUAUAUAUAUUUUACGUAUAUUUUAGGCUACUUUGUAAUACGUCUGUUAAUUCGAAUUUAAAUAAAAUACAAACUUACACUUGCA